Messenger RNA from Pyrus x bretschneideri (Chinese white pear), 3266 nucleotides. Its product is annotated as pullulanase 1, chloroplastic. The record is from RefSeq and is a predicted model, not a curated record. Gene Ontology annotation, biological process: carbohydrate metabolic process. Gene Ontology annotation, molecular function: pullulanase activity. NCBI's taxonomy places the organism in Eukaryota, Viridiplantae, Streptophyta, Magnoliopsida, Rosales, Rosaceae.
GAACAGCAGCAAAAUUCAGAGCUUCACACCCUCUUUUCUCUGAAUUUGAUUUAUAUAUUGGUUAAAAAUUCGAUGCCUUUAUUAUAUUCGACCUCGUUUCUUCUUUACCGGCCACCAUCAACGGCUCCAACGACCAAUCGCCACUUCCCUCCUCAACGCCCCGCCACGUGUCCUUCAUCCUCUUUACGGCGCCUUUUCGCCUCCGAGCGCAAACCCCUUCUCCCUCCGCUCCCACUCCGCUCCGCCGGGGUUUUCAGACACCCCAAUUUGCAGUGCUCGUCGUCGUCCUCCGUAUCAAUGUCGGCCGAGGAGGAGCCCACUUCUACCUCGCAGAGGGGUGAACAGCUGCAGAGUGGCUUCUUGUAUCGAGCGUUCUGGGUUAGUGAAUCAAUUAUUGCCUGGAAUGUCGAUGUUGGAAAUGGUUCCUGCUACUUAUUUGCUAGUAAAACCGCGGCUUUAUCUUGUUCGAGUGAUGGAAUUCUAGCAGGUGAGGAUAUAAAAGUAAAGCUUGAAGAAGAUAAACAUGGGCUUCCGGAAAAUGUGAAAGAAAAAUUUCCCCAUAUCAAAGAUUACAGAGCUUUUAAUGUGCCCCCUGAUUUGGAUGCCAAACCUCUUCUCAAAUGCCAACUGGCAGUUGCUACUUUCGAUGCUAAUGGAAGGUGCAGUGAUGCCACUGGUCUGCAGUUACCUGGUAUUUUAGAUGAAUUGUUCUCGUAUAAUGGUCCCCUUGGUGCACUUUAUUCAGAAGAAUCAGUGUCACUGUACCUUUGGGCGCCUACGGCUCGGGAAGUAUGUGUUUGCAUCUAUAAGGAACCGUUAGGUGGGGGGAAUCCCCUAGAAGUUGUGCAACUUGAGGAGGUUAAUGGCGUUUGGAGUACUAAAGGGCCAAAAAGUUGGGAAGGCUGCUAUUACGUGUAUGAAGUGUCUGUAUAUCAUCCUAGCACCUUGAAAAUUGAAAAGUGCUAUGCAAACGAUCCAUAUGCUAGAGGGCUUUCAUCAGAUGGCAGGCGGACAUUGCUGGUUAAUCUUGAUUCUGAUGAUAUAAAACCUGAAGGAUGGGAUAAAUUGGCUGAUGAGAAACCUGAUAUAAAUACUUUCUCCGACAUAAGUAUUUAUGAGUUACACAUCAGAGAUUUCAGUGCCAAUGACCAGACUGUGCAUUCUGAAUUUUGUGGUGGAUAUCUUGCCUUCACUUUGCAGGAUUCAGCGGGUGCAUUUCAUUUGAAGAAAUUAUCAAAUGCUGGUAUCACUCAUGUUCAUCUACUGCCAGCCUACCAAUUUGCAGGGGUUGAUGAUGAGAAGGAGAAUUGGAAGAGUGUAGAUUUCAAGAUACUUGAAAAGUUUGCUCCAGAUUCGGAUGAGCAACAAGCUCUUAUUACAGCUAUCCAAAAUGAUGAUGGAUAUAACUGGGGGUACAACCCUGUUCUCUGGGGGGUCCCUAAAGGAAGCUAUGCAAGUAAUGCAAAUGGUACAUACCGUGCAAUUGAGUUCAGGAAGAUGGUCCAGGCGCUUAACCGUUACGGCCUUCGUGUUGUCUUGGAUGCUGUCUACAAUCAUUUGUCCGAAAGUGGGCCAUUUAGUGUGAAUUCUGUUCUUGAUAAGAUUGUUCCAGGAUACUACUUAAGAAGAAAUACAGAUGGCUUUAUCGAGAAUAGUACAUGUGUGAACAACACUGCUAGUGAGCAUUUUAUGGUUGAGCGUUUAAUUGUUGAUGAUCUAUUGCACUGGGCAGUUGAUUACAAGGUUGAUGGGUUCCGGUUUGAUCUUAUGGGUCAUAUAAUGAGAAGAACAAUGGUGAAAGCAAAAGACGCACUCUGCAGCCUAACAAAGGAAAGGGAUGGAGUUGAUGGCUCAAGUAUCUAUAUAUAUGGUGAAGGAUGGGAUUUUGGUGAAGUUGCCAAUAAUGGACGUGGAAUAAAUGCAUCACAGUCCAAUCUUCGUGGAACUGGAAUUGGGAGUUUUAAUGAUCGAAUACGGGAUGCAAUACUUGGUGGAUCUCCAUUUGGCCAUCCUCUUCAGCAAGGAUUUGUGACCGGUCUACUCUUGCAGCCUAAUGGUCACGAUCAUGGUCCAGAAAGUGUUGCAAAACACAUGCUUGCUGAAUCAAAGGAUCACAUUCAGGUUGGAAUGGCUGCAAACCUGAGGGAUUUUGUGCUAACCGAUUGUGAAGGGAAAGAGGUAAAAGGAGCAGAAGUUUUGACCUAUGGCGGGACACCUGUAGCAUAUACUUUAUCUCCUACUGAAACUAUCAAUUAUGUUUCUGCUCAUGACAACGAAACUCUGUUCGACAUCGUGGCUCUGAAGACUUCGAUGGAAAUUUCUUUAGAGGAGAGAUGCAGGAUAAAUCACUUGGCGACAAGUGUAAUAGCACUCGGACAGGGGAUACCAUUUUUCCACGCCGGCGAUGAGCUGCUUCGGUCAAAAUCACUUGAUCGUGACUCAUACAAUUCUGGUGAUUGGUUCAAUAGGCUGGACUUCGCUUAUAGCUCUAACAAUUGGGGUGUUGGCCUUCCUCCAAAAGAGAAGAACGAACACAGCUGGCCGCUAAUGAAACCAAGAUUAGCAGAUCCAUCCUUUAAGCCUCAGAAGAGUCACAUCCUCGCUGCUGUGGAGAACUUUUCUAAUUUGUUACGUAUUAGGUACUCUUCACCACUUUUUCGUUUGAGGACAGCAAAUGCUAUUCAGGAACGGGUACGUUUCCAUAAUACUGGUCCUUCAUUAGUCCCUGGAGUCAUAGUAAUGAGCAUUGAAGAUGGUCAUGAAGGCGUGCCAGGGUUAUCUCAGCUUGAUCCAAUUUUCUCUUACAUUGUGGUUAUCAUCAAUGCGUGUCCAACUGAGGUGUCAUUUGCCAGUCCCCCUCUUCGGUCUAGGACUCUUCAGUUGCAUCCUGUGCAGGUAACGUCAACGGAUGAAAUAGUUAAGAGAUCUACGUAUGAUGGUUCCUCAGGAUGCUUCACUGUGCCCCCAAGAACUACAUCUGUGUUUGUUGAACCUCGGCGAGUUUGAGUAGCUCAGCUGUAGACGUGUUGUUCCAAGGAUGUCAUAAGAGUUGAGUGCCAUGGUCGACCAAAGCAUGGUUUUUUCCUGCAGUUGAGGAGGGAGAGAGGCAAAACCCAAUCAAACUUAUUUUCCAAUUUUAUUCCAGAGUGAUUAGUGAUCCAAAGAGAGUUUUAUUUUGUGAGUGAAGUUAUAAAAAAAACUCUUUUUAUUAUUUUGUUUAUAAUUUCUAAUAAUUCUAUAUAUAUAUACAUAUAUUAGUUCAGUAA